Molecule: messenger RNA, 772 nt
Organism: Ectocarpus sp. CCAP 1310/34
Lineage: Eukaryota; Phaeophyceae; Ectocarpales; Ectocarpaceae
Source: the annotation of a GenBank genome assembly
AGCAGCAGCAGCAGGUGCUGCCAAUGAGAGGCUCCGAACACUGCAGCGAGGGACUAUCAAGAAACGAACGUGAUGGUAGCGGCGAUGCCAGCUCGACGAACGCCGAUUAUUUCGCACCGCAACAACAGCAGCAUCAACAGCAGCAUCAACAUCUUUGUCCCAUCACGAGGUGCCCGAUGGAAGAUCCGGCCGUUGCUGCCGACGGUUACACAUACGAGAGGACCGCUAUCGAGCGCUGGCUUUCGGAGCACGAUACGAGUCCCGUCACCGGCAAGGCCCUCGAGACCAAGGUGGUCUUCAAGAAUUGGUCACUUGUUUCCUCAUCGCCAUCUCCUUCCUUCUCUUCAGAGCCUGGAACAUGAGGGAGGACGAGAGAGGAAAUAGAGAGUUUCGGCGGGUCAAGUGGUCUUACGUUAGUUUUCCCUCCGUUCAUACCUGUCAAUGACGGAGAGAUUUGCUGUUUGUGUCUGUCCCCUGUCCCGCCGAAAAGCAGUUAUAUGUACAAAAGCAGUUGUAUGAAUGCUAUUUGGCUUGGCGAUAGCAAUGACUUUGUACAGGAGGUCUGCGGGCGUAUCCCUAUUCGCUUAUUCCUUCCUCCUGAAGCAAGCGACAAGGCACGAGAGGUCUUCGUUUUUUAAUCAUGGUCAACUCUGUUGUGCACUGCUUGGGUGGAGAAGCACUUACUCGAAGGAGCUCGUACUGGUGAUAUACAAGCAACGCUUCUACAGAGUUAAGAGAAUUUUGAAGAACGGUAAAUACAUCGCAUGUGUCC